Messenger RNA from Staurois parvus, 651 nucleotides. NCBI's taxonomy places the organism in Eukaryota, Metazoa, Chordata, Amphibia, Anura, Ranidae. The record is from the annotation of a GenBank genome assembly.
UUUGAAGGAUUUUUUGAGGUUCUGUGCCCCAUAAAUUCUGAUAAAGAUCCAGAGCUUAAAAGACAAUUUCCUGAUGUUUUUGAUGACCAGGACUCAGUAACAACGCUUACAAAGUUUUGCUUCCCUUUUGAUGUGAAAAGAUGGCAGAACUCUUCCGUUCAGCACUUCAGCUUUACACUGACCGACCUCCAGGGCUACCAGCGGUUUGGUUUUUGUCGUAUGUCUGUAGAGGCGAAGAGCUGUACAUGUAUCCUCAGCUGUUUGCCAUGGUUUGAGCUUUUCUACAAACUACUCAACAAUAUCGCAGAGCACCUAGUAAAGGACCAGUUCAACGAAAUUACUGACAUUCUGCAGACUCUGUAUGAUCACCCAGUGCCGGACGUGGACAAGACUCUGAACCUAGAAAUGUUUUCCUAUUUUGUGGUUCCGGACCCUGCAAAACUGCCAUCUAUUCCAGAAAAUAGAAAUCUCACAGAAUUCCUUGUUGCAGUCCAGGUGGACACAAUGUUGCAGUUAUACUCCAGCCUUUUAUGUGAGCGGAGGAUCCUGAUUACAUCUAGUAAACUUAGUACACUGACUGCCUGUGUCCAUGCCUCUGCAGCCCUCCUGUAUCCCAUGUACUGGCAGCACAUCUAUAUUCCUACACUACCU